Molecule: messenger RNA, 3664 nt
Organism: Strigops habroptila (Kakapo)
Lineage: Eukaryota; Metazoa; Chordata; Aves; Psittaciformes; Psittacidae
Gene: SLC25A3
Product: solute carrier family 25 member 3
Exons: 7
Coding region: 154-1230 (358 amino acids)
Biological process (GO): mitochondrial phosphate ion transmembrane transport
Cellular component (GO): mitochondrial inner membrane
Molecular function (GO): phosphate transmembrane transporter activity
Source: RefSeq, a predicted model, not a curated record
GAGUUAGGACGGCGCGGGGCUGCGCGCUCGCUGGGACCCGCUGUUCGCCCUGGGGCGACGGGCUGCAUCGCGGGUGCGGGGCCAGCCGGCCGGGCCCGUGGCGGGGCCCGCAGACCCACGCCGCUCUGCUCUUUUCGCCCGCCUCAGGUCGCCAUGUUCUCCUCCAUCGCGCCGCUCGCCCGGCUCAACCCCUUCUACGCGCCGCACUUCCAGCCGGUCCAGGAUGGGGUGAGGAAGCGCGCGGAGCCCACCGAGGCGCCCACCACGCGGCGGAGGUUGGCGGCCGCAUCCGCUAGUGAAGAAUACAGUUGUGAAUAUGGCUCGCUCAAGUUUUAUGCUCUCUGUGGUGUUGGUGGGGUCCUAAGUUGUGGCCUGACGCACACUGCUGUUGUACCUCUGGAUUUAGUGAAAUGUCGUAUGCAGGUUGAUCCACAAAAAUACAAGAGCAUCUUCAAUGGAUUUUCAGUGACAGUCAAGGAAGAUGGUGUUCGUGGCUUGGCUAAAGGAUGGGCUCCAACCUUUAUUGGAUAUUCCAUGCAGGGGCUUUGUAAAUUUGGUUUUUAUGAAGUUUUCAAAAUUCUGUAUGGCAACAUUCUGGGAGAGGAGAAUGCAUACUUGUGGCGUACUUCGCUAUAUUUAGCUGCAUCUGCCAGUGCGGAGUUUUUUGCUGACAUUGCUCUGGCUCCAAUGGAAGCUGCUAAAGUUCGAAUUCAGACACAGCCUGGAUAUGCUAACACUCUGCGGGAGGCUGUACCUAAAAUGUUUGGAGAAGAAGGCAUCUGGGCUUUCUAUAAAGGUGUUGCUCCACUAUGGAUGAGACAGAUUCCAUACACAAUGAUGAAAUUCGCCUGCUUUGAACGUACUGUUGAAGCUCUCUACAAGUAUGUCGUUCCCAAGCCACGAAGCGAAUGUACAAAAGGAGAACAACUGGUAGUCACAUUUGUGGCAGGCUAUAUUGCUGGUGUGUUCUGUGCAAUUGUUUCCCAUCCUGCUGACUCUGUAGUGUCUGUGUUGAACAAAGAAAAGGGCAGUUCUGCUUCACAGGUUCUUCAGAGGCUUGGAUUCAAAGGUGUAUGGAAAGGUCUGUUUGCCCGUAUCAUUAUGAUUGGUACCCUGACUGCACUACAGUGGUUCAUCUACGAUUCUGUGAAGGUUUAUUUCAGACUUCCUCGUCCACCUCCACCCGAAAUGCCAGAAUCUCUGAAGAAGAAGCUUGGUCUAGCUGAAUAGACAACUCAUGGACUGACUGUGCUGGCUGUCCCAGUGAUGAGUUUCAUGAAACUUUUAUAUAUUUGACUAUGUAGAAAACAAACUCUAUAUGAUAUUAUUAUUGGCUGUGCCCUCAUCCCACAUGAGGGCUUAAAUUCUACCACUGUCAUUGCCUGAAAUAAAUGAGAAAGAGAGUGCUUAGUGUCUCUUUACUACUGCAUCUGUAAGCUUCAUUUCAUAGUAGCAAAUACCUCAAAUACUCCUUCCCACCCCAACCCCCCAAAUAAUAAUAAAAAAAAAAAAAAUCUACACUUCAGGAACUAGAGAAUCAUGAAACAAUUGUAACAGAAAUAGGCUUUCACUGUUUCUAGAGAAGUGCCAAGAACCUCUCCUUGCAGAACUGCAGAAACUAACUGCAGUUCUGUGCACUUGAGUCUGACGUUGGAUUUGCCUGUUACAAGCUGCUGCUGUAGAAAAGCUGAAUGGUUGAGAUGCGACUGAGUCUGACAUGGCCUCCUGGUCAUGGUACAGGCGUUCUCCAUAGAGAUAAAAGGAACCUUGUACAUAAUGGAGCUGUUUCUGCUGUGGGGUGGUCAUCCCAAUAUAACUAACCUAGGCUAACUUUAAUUUCUGCUUCUGUUGGCUUUGAACCACACCAAAGAACUCAGUGCUUUUGGUUGUACUGUGGUAUUAAACUGUAGCUGCUACCUUAAUAAAAGCUGAUGUUAAUAAAGAUUCUCAAAGAUAUGUGACCACUAAAAGCUUACUACAGCUUUACAGGAAAAUAAAAAUGACUUGCCUCUUAGUGUAGAGUUUGACAAACUUGCCAGCUUUUCCCUACACUUGGUACUCCUAUAGUUUGAUACUUUUUUUUUUAAUAUUUUUUCCCCUCAGUUUAAUGUGAAGUUGUGUUUGAACCAUGCCCUAAUGCAGUGCAAGAAGCCAUAACAAUUUUUUUUAACCCUAACGAGGAAAUCUAGGGUCCAGGGCAUGAAGAGGAAACACUCAUGCAGUGUUAUGUUAAGGCAGUGAAUUUUUUUCCAGUAUUUUACAAAAAGGUGAGCAUGCUGCCUUGUGACUGACUAUUCAAGAACACACAGUUGAUAAUCACAUUGAGAAAAAUCCAGGAAAUGCCUAAUAGUGUGUAAAGGGUUCACCAUAUCCAGUACUACUAUGUUCGCUUAAGUAGAGCUGGAGCUUAAGUGUCUUUUUUGCAGAACUGUUUGGAUAUGCUGCUUUUCAGCAUGUGAGCUGACAAUACUGAACUUGGCUUGGCGUUCACGUAUGUUGCACUGCUGCUGCUUGUGUCCUUCAGAAUCAAAAGAGUGAUUAAAGCAGGUGAUGCUGCAGUAGCAUAACUACUGACCACUGCAUCUAGCUGGAGUCUGGUGUUCCUGCUACUGUUUACAUAGCGCUGAGCUGCUGGGAAGACCCUCCAACUUCCAAGAUUUUGGGUGGUUAAUGCUAAACAAGCAAGUUGAGCUUUAUUUUGAAUUGCUACCUUUCAAAAUGUGGAAUAAAGCCUAAAACUGCUCUAUUUCCUUGUCACCGUAACACUAGACACAUUAUUAGAGUGGUUGGUAUCUAACUGCAUUAAACAGCGAAGUCAAAUACUGUAAGUCUAGAUUAACCGUUUGUACAAGAACUUUGGUGCUGAAUUAAAUGUGUUUCAGGAUGCAAGUGCGCACAUCUUGUAGCCCUGGUGAGAGUGGGAAGCUUUGAAGUUAGGAGCAUUUAAUAAUUGGUUACAUAAAAGCUUCCUUGGAGAAAAGUGUUAACUAUGACUUGACCUUGUCUCAAUCAAGCCCGUUGAUAUUAAAAUAGCUUUUGAGGUUAACUUUUGUAUGUGAUUCAACUUGGUAGAAAAAACAGUAUUGCUUUCGUGUGCCGAAUAUCACAGUUUCUUUAGAGGCGUGUUUUUAAAGCCAGGAGGCUUUUCUUUGCUGGAAAACAUCUCAAGUUUCUUCUAAUCCUGGGAAAGUGAAGUACUUUUGUCAAAUUUUAAGGCUGGCAGAGGAGUGAGAUUAACUUGGCUUGUGCAGUGAGGUAGUUUGAUCGUCAGGUAAUUCAGCGAUAAUCUACAUUUCUCAAGACUUGUCAUUCUGGAGAAAAAUUGCACAAUUUUGCUCCAGAAUGGGGUGUCUUUUGUGCAGCCAUUUUAAAUUUUUGCAGUAAUGGGAGAAUCUUAAAUCUAUUUUCUCAUUGCUUAAGGGUAGGCCUGAGAUUGUAUCUUCAAAGAUGCUCUGAUAAUUUUAUCAAGGUAAAUCUGAGAUAAGAGUACAAGGGGCAGCUGGCUGUUCCCCUUUUCUUCUGUAACUGAGAAAGGGAAAAUAGUGCUACUUCUAAUGUUGGGUUUCAUGGAAACCCCAAGAGGGAGAGAGAAUUUCCUUGCACCUGCUGCCUUCAUUGAUGAUGUUCAGCCAUGGGCUUGUUUGGAUGCUUGAGAUGAAGGGGU